AUGGAGCCCACCGAGGACGCCAUUGACAACUUUGUCAGCUUCACAAGUACGUCGCGCGAUCGAGCGAUCUUGUUCUUGAAGGCGACUGGGUAUCUCAGCGACCCGGGAUUGCCAUGGGACUUUUCGCAACAAGAUAAUGCGCCUCCAUUACCUGCUACUGCCCCACCCUCGCGCCCUCCUUCCCGGAUUGACAAACGCACCACGGAACAAAACACUGGCACCCAGGGCGCUGAUGCAGGCACCUCAACAGAAGGCUCUGGAAAAGGCCUAAGCUUGGCAGAGCGUGAAGAAAAGGAGCUACAGCGCGCAGUUGCCAUGUCCCUAGGCUCUGACAUGGGGCAACAGGAAACCGGCGUCACAUCAAGUGGCCAGUCACAACUCAGCAAAGCGACCCGGGAUCACUACGAGGAAAAUGCAUGGGCAAUGACUCUUUUCAACUCGGAAGAAGUGACAACAAGCCCAGACCCUGAGGAUCGCAUAAGAAUGGAGGGCGAGCCAGCUUUUAUUCGCCCGAACGCAGAGGAAGUCUACCUAGGAGGAUUCUUGACCAUUCUUCACAACAUCCCUCUCGCACGGGAAGCUCUCCUCUUACGACAGAAGCUUCUCUUCGACUAUGGCCAUGAGCCACAGUGGUGGAAUGGGCAGGCAAUCAAUCUCCCAAAGAUCGUGACAGUCAGCGACGGCCAAGAGAUUGAUAAUGACUGGGAUGAUAUCAUCCAUGAGACCCAGCGGUUGAUGUCAUUUAUGGACUCUACAAAGCGCGGGUUUGGCAGCAGCGACAGUCUUGCAAAGCUCAAAAGCAUGUCGCCCAUGUCGACCGACUCCGAGGAUGCUGUCACCAGGUUUAUGGAAGCAUGGCAUGGUGCGGCGAUUCAAGCAAACCCCGAUAACCCCUUGUCUACCAUCUUCACAUCCCACGCAUACAAGAAAAGUGUCUUUGGUGACUACGAUCCCGAGGAUAAAGAACUAUUCACCUUCGAGCCCAGCGUGGAAAAGGAACAUGGACAAACGCUUUAUGAAGUCCUAGACACCGCUCUAUGGACCGACACCCCAGGACAAGAGCUUGACGACACGUGGCUUGAGCAUGUAGCCGAAGUGGUAGUCUUCAAGUUGGACGCGUUCCAAAAGCCAAACCCAGUGGACGUGGAGAUUCCAUCGGUGUUCUACCCAGACCGAUAUCUCAGCAGUUGUCGAGAUAUCGCCCGUGAAUUCCGCUCGAAGCGACUGGAGAUCCAAACAGAGAUUGGAAAACUUGACGCGCUCACGAAGAAAUACACGUACCCAGAAGGAUGUAUCAACGUUUUUACCGCCCAGGAAAUUUUCGUGAAAACAGCUGAUGGCUUGGAAGCGGAUGCGGGCUGCGUAAUAGGCUCCGGUCCUGCCAUAGAAGCGAAGAUCGCGGAGAAAAUUCGAAUCUCGAAGGAAUUGAGAAUAGUCGCCGAGAGGGUAGGACUCAAACUUCAAGAACUGGAGCAAAAGAGGCAGAGUGCAUUGGAAUCUCUCCGAGAGAUCUCCAAAACACUCACCGAGCCCUCUGAAUCGCCCUCCGAGCCUCCGAUCUACAAGUACACCCUUCGUGGCGUGUGCACUCAACCACAUGUGACUUAUGUUCUGUCAGAUCCUCAUGCGACUGCGGGAGACUUGAUGGAUAUGGACAGUGAACCGCACGACAACUACGAAUGGUGGCGCAUCAGUUAUUCAGCGGAGGAUGGAAAGGCCCGACAGGCCGAGAAGCGUCAAUCACAAAGCACAGAGCCCAGCCAGAGUAGCGACGCUGUUGGCUACACGAUUCGGAAGGUCUCGGAGGCUGAAGUGCUCCGAGCAGCCCGUGAAGAGUGGAGUUCUGUCUUGCUGGUUUAUGCAAGCAGCAAUGCAAUGAAUGCACAAGUGGAAUCUGCACCCCCACAGCUCCAGGUAAGAUACAUUCUCCGUGUACCGAGUUGGUAUUGGCAAGCACCGACUGACCGAAUCCAGGGCUUCGUGAAUAGAGACAACGAUGCACUCAGCGCUGAGCUUGAGCAGACCCCCGAGAUUGUCAUUAGCGAUCAAGAACAACCUUGGUCGGCAAAUUGGCCUGAUGUGGAGCAGCAACAGAAGCCACAGGGACCUGAGAAGCCUGCACAGGUCAAUGUAUUUGACUAUGAGGUCUCAAACUUCGAGGGCGAGCCGAACCCCAGCCAGGAGAUGGAACAGAAAGGAGGUGCAGGUCUCUGGGCCAGUGGUACGUCUCAUAUAGUGGAAAAGCCGCAAGACGAAAUCCAGUUGAUGGACGUGGACACGCCAGACGACAAUGACAAUGCACAUGUCGAGCAUGCGUAG
Penicillium olsonii is the source of this 2319-nucleotide messenger RNA. Lineage: Eukaryota; Fungi; Ascomycota; Eurotiomycetes; Eurotiales; Aspergillaceae. The record is from the annotation of a GenBank genome assembly.